Messenger RNA from Stylophora pistillata, 2009 nucleotides. Its product is annotated as carbohydrate sulfotransferase 1-like. Gene Ontology annotation, biological process: sulfur compound metabolic process; N-acetylglucosamine metabolic process. Lineage: Eukaryota; Metazoa; Cnidaria; Anthozoa; Scleractinia; Pocilloporidae. Gene Ontology annotation, molecular function: N-acetylglucosamine 6-O-sulfotransferase activity. The record is from RefSeq and is a predicted model, not a curated record.
AUGAAAAACAACGUGGUGUUAGUCACAUUAAGCGUCCUCGCGCUACUGUUUGUUUUUUACACCCUGGUUCUUUCUUCGUCUUGGAAAUUGAUUCCACGUUUAAAUCCAUAUACCAAUGUCAGUCAGACAAGAAGGCGAAAGAUUUUGCAGGGAUUUGAAAAAGAACCACCACAGCAACUGAAAAGAGAAACAAAGAAAUUGUUCACAAGGUUUGGUAUUGAGAAAUCAACCAAGCCAUCUGUUGGAACUAAGACACUUGAAAAGAGCUCUCCACGAUCUAAUCUCAUUAUAUUGAGCCCAGGUAGAGGAGGAUCGUCAUUCUUAGGGGGAGUAUUUAAUGCUAAUCCUGACAUCAUGUAUUGGUUUGAGCCACUACACACUUUAUCCCGCGACAUAUAUGAACUCCAUUUGUUCAAAGACAAAGAAAGAAGAAUCCAAUACAGCAAAACCUCUAUCAACGUAAUCAGUAGCUUCCUCAACUGCAGUUUCACUCAAAUCCCUAAAGACAUUAUAUCAGCAUUAUCUAAGAGUAUAUUUCGGAGUCGAAGUGCAUCGUUGAGCAGUGAGCAUCUGUGCCCUACAAAAGACAAAACGAAAAAAUGUCUACCCUACUCAGCGAAAUUACUUGGCGAGGUUUGUAACUCUACCAAAUAUACUGUUCUCAAGAUCUUGACCUCCCGUUUGCCGAGAUAUACACUUGAAAGUUUCCAAGGAAUUUUCCAGCAACAGCAAUACAAAAUUAAAGCUAUUCACUUAGUGCGGGAUCCUAGAGCUGUGAUUUAUUCCAUGGUUAACUCAGUGCAAUGGAUAAAUAUAUCGAGUUUUUUAAAUCAAAGAUUUCGUGACGUUGUUCAUGGAGUUUGUAGCCCCAUUGAAAAAAACAUAAAAUUUGGUUUGUUUUCUCCCCCGUCAUGGCUAAAAUCUCGCUUUCGAGUGAUACGUUACGAAGAUCUUAUUGUCGAUACAACGAACAUGGCGAUGGACCUCUACAAAUUUGCAGGGUUUGAUUGGUCUAUACGUAUUAAUAAAUGGAUUGCAACACAUCAAAGGAAACCGCGCAGCAAUAAUCAAAAGGAUCCUUAUUCACUUUAUAGAGACGCUUCACUUGUUGUGAACAAGUGGAAAAAAGCUCCCACGAGCUUAAUUACAGCAGUAGAGGAAGUCUGUGGUAAUUUGAUGGACAUGCUUGGCUACAAAAGAAUGAUUAAAUCAUACGAAAAAGUAACUAGAAGUCGUAGCUGACUUGCAAUAACCCGAACAGAACUAUCAUGAGAUUUUGGGGUUUAUUAAAACGACUACGUUGGUAUUUCGAAGUGUGCUUCUCACUUUCAUGUGAUAUAAAAACGACAGACUGAAAAUUGAAGGGAACUUCGACAAUGACUCUGAUUCUGGUCGCUCUCAGAGUGUUUAUUUACCGCAGACUGUCAAUCGGCCAGCGCAAUUUAUGUAAAAGUGUCCUUUUUUUUUUCUCCAAACCAUUUUAAAUACGAAAAUGAGUCAUAAGUGGUCGGUGGAAAUACCUCGAUAUCAUUCAGUUAGUUGGUUACCAAGCUCUCACGGCUCAACAAAGGAAAAUUAUAACUGCAGAUACAGUAAGGGACGGACUAUUAUUUUUCCGGAGGGGGAAGUAUGAGAAAUAUUCAAAAACAUUUUUUGCAGGGUCUGAAAAGACAAAAUAAAUUGUUUGAAAACGUGAUAGUGUUACGAUAUCUAAAUGCAUGCUCGAAGGCGUGGUGUUAACUCCCUUAGGUCGUGCAUAAGCUCGUGAUAUGUUAAUUAGUUGAUGGUGUAUUUAAAAGUAACUCGGUAUUCGCAUGUUACUCUCUUCCUUCAGGUUUCUGGUUUAGCUGUUGAAUAAAGACUUCAAACAGAUAGGGUGAAAAAAAAUGUUUGCAGAGAAGUCAGGAAAGAUAUUAAAAAAUUUUGUUACCAAAACUGAAAUGAAAAAAAAAUAAAGUUGCUGCAACAAAUUGAAGCGUUAGUAUAAAAAUUAACACAAUUUGGGAACU